This is a messenger RNA of Oldenlandia corymbosa var. corymbosa, 588 nucleotides long. The record is from the annotation of a GenBank genome assembly. Lineage: Eukaryota; Viridiplantae; Streptophyta; Magnoliopsida; Gentianales; Rubiaceae.
AAGAUGAAGACAUUUAGCUUGAUUGUUUGUUUUUUCUUUGGGUUCAUUCUUCUGUCAAGUUUCAAUUUUCCUGAGGCUGCAGGAAGAUUUCAACUUCAAGCUUGCAGACCAAGCGGGACAAUAACUGGCAAAACUCCCCCUCCGGGGCAAUGCAAUCAAGAAAACGACUCGGAUUGUUGCAAGACAGGAGAGAAGUACAAAACUUAUACAUGUUCUCCAGACAUAACUUCAGAAACUAGAGCCACACUUACCAUAAACAGCUUUGAGAAGAAUGGAGAUGGCGGUGGCCCUUCUGAAUGCGACGGUCACUAUCACUCCGAUAGCAUACCAAUCGUAGCCCUUUCGACAGGAUGGUACAAGGGUGGGAGUAGGUGUUUCAACAACAUUACCAUCCGUUACAAUGGUAGAAGUGUGAGCGCCAUGGUUGUGGACGAAUGCGACUCCACUAUGGGAUGCGAUGAGGACCAUGACUACCAGCCUCCAUGUCCAAACAACAUUGUGGAUGGAUCCAAAGCUGUCUGGGAAGCCUUGGGCAUCUCUGAUCCUGAUGAUGUUGGCUCGCUCGACAUCACUUGGUCCGAGAACUAA